AUGAGUGGUGGUUGCGUCACACGGAAAGUGAGGGGCAUACAAUUUGGUGUACUUUCGCCGGAUGAAAUCAAGCGGAUGUCUGUUACGGACGGAGGCAUUACACGCGCAAUUAUCGUGGAGGAUGGACGUCCUGCAAUAGGUGGCUUAAUGGAUCCUCGCCAAGGCGUGGUUGACCGUGAAUCGCGUUGCCUUACAUGCGCCGGCAAUAUUGUCGACUGUCCCGGCCAUUUUGGCCACAUUGAAUUGAGUUUACCAGUUUUUCAUAUUGGAUUUAUAUUGAAAACUAUAAAAAUAUUACGCUGUGUGUGUUUCUCUUGCUCCAAGCUUUUGGUAUCACCCUCUAAUCCAAAGGUAAAGGAGGUGCUAAAUUCUACCAAAGCACGUCCACGCAUGCGUCUCAGUCUUAUGCGUGAAUUGUGCAAGACGAAGACGAUUUGCGAGGGCGGCGAAAAUAUAGAUAUCGCCAUUAGAGGCACAAACGAACGUAACCUUUCGGAUCAUGGCGGUUGUGGUCAGCAUCAACCGCAAAUCACACGCCAAAAGCUAGAAUUGCACGCUACUUGGCAUCGCUUUGUUGAGCAUCGUCAAGAGCGCCAAAUUAUUCUAACAGCAGAACGUGUGCUGGAAAUUUUCCGUAAUAUCUCCGAUGAAGAUUGUGUAUGUUUAGGUAUGGAUCCACAGCACUGCAGACCAGAUUGGUUACUCAUUUCGGUGCUGCCAGUGCCUCCUCUAUCAGUUCGUCCAUCUGUACAAAUGUGUGGUAGCUCACGUUCACACGACGAUAUUACACACAAAUUGGCGGAUAUAAUCAAAGCCAAUAAUGAGCUGAGAAAAUGCAUUGAAACAGGCGCCGCAGACCACUUGAUUCGGGAGUGUUCCUCUCUAUUGCAGUUUCAUGUGGUUACCCUUAUAGACAAUGAAAUUCCUGGUUUACCACGUGCUCUGCAAAAAUCUGGACGCCCAUUGAAGAGUAUUAAAGCUCGCUUGAAGGGGAAGGAAGGACGUAUACGGGGCAAUUUAAUGGGCAAACGUGUAGAUUUCUCUGCACGUACUGUAAUCACGCCUGACCCAAACUUAAAUAUCGAUCAAGUGGGUGUACCACGCUCUGUAGCGCAGAACCUGACAUACCCUGAGGUGGUUACACCAUUUAAUAUUGAGCUAAUGCAAACCCUUGUUCAGCGUGGUAAUACACAAUUCCCUGGCGCUAAGUACAUAAUACGCAAUAAUGGCGAUCGUAUCGAUUUGCGUUUUCAUCCCAAACCCAGUGACCUACAUCUUGAACUUGGCUACAAAGUAGAACGCCAUUUGCGGGACAAUGAUUUAGUGAUUUUCAAUCGUCAGCCCACAUUACAUAAAAUGUCAAUGAUGGGUCAUCGUGUCAAAGUUUUGCCUUGGUCCACAUUUCGCAUGAAUCUAUCGUGCACCACUCCCUAUAAUGCCGACUUCGAUGGCGAUGAAAUGAAUUUACACGUACCACAGAGCAUGGAAACACGCGCUGAAAUUGAGAAUCUUCAUUUAACACCGCGACAAAUAGUCACCCCUCAAACCAAUAAGCCAGUAAUGGGUAUAGUACAGGAUUGUUUGACUGGUGUGUGCAAGAUGACGAAACGUGAUGUUUUCAUAACUCAUGAGCAGCUAAUGAAUUUACUGAUGCAUAUGCCGUGUUGGGAUGGUGUAGUGCCAAAGCCAUGCAUUCUCAAACCAACAGUUCUUUGGUCGGGCAAACAACUUUUUUCGUUAAUUAUACCUGGAAAUUUGAAUAUGAUACGAACACACUCAACCCAUCCGGAUGAAGAAGAUGAAAGCCAAUAUCGUUGGAUCUCACCGGGUGAUACAAAAGUAAUUGUAGAGUAUAGCGAGCUUAUUAUGGGUAUACUAUGUAAACGCACUCUGGGUGCCACCGCUGGUUCCCUGCUGCACAUCGCCUACAUCGAGCUGGGGCAUCAAAUUGCUGGCGAAUUCUAUGCAAAUAUUCAAAAAGUGGUAAAUGCUUGGCUGUUACUCGAAGGUCAUAGCAUUGGUAUUGGCGAUACCAUUGCCGAUCCAGCCACAUACAAGGAGAUACAGAACGCCAUUGCCAAGGCAAAAAAUGAUGUGAUGUUAGUCAUACAGAAGGCGCAUCACAUGCAGUUGGAGCCCACACCGGGUAAUACAUUGCGCCAGACUUUCGAGAAUCAAGUAAAUCGCAUAUUGAACGAUGCACGCGAUAAAACUGGUGGUUCUGCCAAGAAAUCCCUCACAGAAUAUAAUAAUUUAAAGGCCAUGGUAAUUGCCGGUUCGAAAGGCUCUAACAUAAAUAUAUCGCAAGUGAUCGCCUGCGUAGGCCAACAGAACGUUGAAGGCAAGCGUAUACCUUUUGGUUUUCGUAAACGCACAAUGCCCCAUUUCAUAAAGGAUGAUUAUGGCCCCGAGGCACGUGGUUUCGUCGAGAACUCAUAUCUAGCGGGGUUAACACCGAGCGAGUUUUACUUUCAUGCUAUGGGCGGACGCGAAGGAUUAAUCGAUACAGCUGUGAAGACUGCAGAAACGGGUUACAUUCAGCGACGCCUAAUAAAGGCAAUGGAAUCGGUUAUGGUGCACUACGAUGGUACUGUACGCAAUGCUGAGAGUCAAAUCAUACAAUUACGUUACGGUGAGGACGGACUCUGUGGUGAAUCGGUGGAGUUUCAAACACUACCCGCUAUACAGUUAUCCAAUAAAGCCUUCGAGAAGCAAUUCAAAUUCGAUGUCACACAGACACGAAAUUUACGCAAAUACUUUAGCGAGGAGACAAUACGCGAUAUAACUGAAUCUAGCGAGAUCAUUCCGCAGCUAGAGGUAGAGUGGGACCAAUUGUGCCGUGACCGCGAGGCUUUGCGAGAGAUUUUCCCCACCGGAGAUUCAAAGGUGGUAUUGCCAUGCAAUUUGCAGCGCAUGAUUUGGAAUGUACAGAAGAUCUUUCAUGUCGACAAACGUGCAACCAGCGCACUCAACCCUUUGGACGUAGUUAAAGGUGUUCGAGAGCUGCUAAAGCAAUGCGUUAUUGUUCCUGGCACUGAUUACAUUUCCCAGCAAGCUAACGACAAUGCCACCUUCCUAUUUCAAUGCUUGGUACGCUCUACUCUAUGCUCCAAGGUAGUCGCUGAAAAUCAUCAUUUAACACCAGAAUCCUUCGAGAUGUUGCUUGGCGAAAUUGCUACCAGAUUUCAACUCUCACAAGUUUGUCCCGGUGAAAUGGUGGGUGCACUUUCUGCCCAAUCGCUUGGUGAACCAGCCACUCAAAUGACGCUCAACACUUUUCAUUUUGCGGGCGUUUCGGCGAAAAAUGUUACCUUAGGUGUGCCACGCUUGAAGGAGAUUAUCAAUGUAUCUAAACGUCCACGUUCACCAUCGCUAACAGUUUUUCUAACCGGCAAACCAGCGCGUGACGUGGAAAAAGCUAAAGAUGUACUGUGCCGUUUGGAGCAUACGACCCUAAAGAAAGUCACUGCCAACACGGCCAUCUACUAUGAUCCAGAUCCGAUGAAUACCGUAGUACACGAAGAUCAGGAAUUCGUUAAUAUAUACUAUGAGAUACCAGAUUUUAAUCCGAGCGAAAUUUCCCCUUGGCUUUUGAGGAUAGAACUCAAUCGCAAACAUAUGACCGAAAAGAAACUCACCAUGGAACAUAUUGCAGAACGCAUUGCCGCCUCUUUCGGUGACGAUAUAAAGUGUAUUUUCAAUGAUGAUAAUGCACCGCGUUUGAUAAUGCGUAUACGCAUUACGAACACACCGAAUCCGGAGAAUAAAUUUCGAGGCGAUGAACUUGCCGAGGAAGAAGCUGAGCUUGCGCGCUUGGAUGACAAUAUGUUUCUACGUUGUAUCGAAAGCAAUAUGCUGUCGGAUAUGACCCUGCAAGGCAUCGAAUCCAUUUCCAAAGUAUAUAUGCAUUUGCCCCAGGUGACCAAUAAGAAACGUAUCUACAUCACCGAAACGGGUGAAUUCAAAUCGGUUGCUGAGUGGCUGUUGGAAACCGAUGGUACCGCACUGAUGCGCGUGCUAAGUGAACGUAAUGUCGAUCAAACGCGAACCUGCAGCAACGAUAUUUGUGAAAUGUUUACGGUGUUGGGCAUCGAAGCGGUGCGCAAGUCCAUUGAGAAAGAAAUGAAUAAUGUGCUGCAAUUUUACGGCUUAUAUGUCAACUAUCGCCACUUGGCAUUACUCUGCGACAUUAUGACCGCCAAAGGACACCUAAUGGCAAUCACUCGUCAUGGCAUUAAUCGUCAACAGACUGGCCCUUUGAUGCGUUGCUCUUUUGAGGAAACGGUUGACGUGCUACUGGACGCUGCGGCUCAUGGUGAACGCGACGCCAUGCGUGGGGUAUCGGAAAACAUUGUAAUGGGCCAGAUGCCACGCAUCGGCACCGGUUGCUUCGAUAUGAUACUUGAUGCCAGUAAAUGCAAAUUGGCCAUGGAAGUGGAUUCAAUUAACAAUAAGAAUGCCUUGUUUUACGGUUCGAUGUUCACACCGAAUAUUUUAGCAGGCAGCGGGCGCAGUGGUAUAAUAGAAUUCUCGCCUGGCCUAGGCGAUGGUCUUACUCCACAAUCUACACGCUCUGCUUGCUUCUCACCCCUCUCCAAUAUGAGUUCGCCCACCUUAACACCAGAUGAUUUCUGCAACUCACCAUAUUCUUCACCAUCAACAGCAUCGCUCAAAUCAUAUUAUGGUGGUUCCUCGUACUAUUCGCCUGUGUCGUCGGUAUAUGAGCCAACAGCGAAGAGCUGUAGCAACGAUUUGCUAACUACUCUAAUGCAGUCUCCCAAAUAUUCGCCAACUUCACCAGAAUUCUCUCCGAGUUACCAGCGUUAUCUGCCAGCUCACUCACCACAAUCACCUUCAAACAAUAGCGCCACAUUCUAUUCCCCAGCUAGUCCGACAAUUUCGUACAAUAGUAUUUCCGGUUCAACGCAUUAUUCGCCAACUUCACCCAGUUAUUCCCCUCAAACGAAUAGUUAUUCCCCCACUUCACCCUCCUAUUCACCUACUGUUAUGAGUUCAAGCAAAAACUGCAGUAACUUUUCCCCGAGCUCACCAACAAGCCACAAUGACUCACUAUAUUCUCCAUCUUCACCACUCAACACCCCAGACUCCUUGAAUGAAGAUGUAACAAAAGCUAAAAGUAGUGGCUCCAAACGCCCCGAUCCUAAGAAAUAUCGCUCAACGCCAUAUUUCUUUGCCGAAAGUAACACAACUCCAUCGAGCAAUGCUCAAUACUCACCCACAAGUCCAAUUUACACCCACUACUCCCCGUCCAGCCCGAAUUUUGUAGUUCAAACACCACAUUACUCGCCUUCGACGCUUAGCUACAAUCCUUCUAGUCCAAGUUACACACCGGUUAGCCCAUCAUUUUCCACAAAUUCACCCCAAUAUUCGCCGUUAAGUCCGAAAAUCAACUAUUCGCCUACGAUCACUUCACCUCAAUUUAUUUCACCACGUUCGCCACAACAGUAUUCAGCUUCUUCGCCUUCUUCGCCAAGUCCACGCUACUCAAGCACUUCGUCCGCAGCCUAUUCGCCUACCUCGCCAACUUACUCGCCCAAUUCAAAUCGUUACUCCCCCACAAGCCCACAAUACUCAAAUAAUCCUGUUAGUCCCAUUUAUUCGUCUAUAUCUCACUCAGAUGUUGCUUAUUCACCAAUUAGUCCUAGUUAUUAUUCAUCCUCGCCAACGAGUCCUGUUUACAGUCGUAGUGAAUCGCCUAUGUCACCUCAGAGUCCCGUUAGUCCACAGUAUUCCCCAACUUUGACUUGA
This is a messenger RNA of Rhagoletis zephyria (snowberry fruit fly), 5769 nucleotides long. Its product is annotated as DNA-directed RNA polymerase II subunit RPB1-like. Gene Ontology annotation, molecular function: DNA binding. Gene Ontology annotation, cellular component: RNA polymerase II, core complex. NCBI's taxonomy places the organism in Eukaryota, Metazoa, Arthropoda, Insecta, Diptera, Tephritidae. The record is from RefSeq and is a predicted model, not a curated record. Gene Ontology annotation, biological process: transcription by RNA polymerase II.